This is a messenger RNA of Rhagoletis pomonella (apple maggot), 884 nucleotides long. It is a transcript of the gene mRpL43, whose product is annotated as 39S ribosomal protein L43, mitochondrial. The coding region runs from base 217 to 798 and encodes 193 amino acids. Gene Ontology annotation, cellular component: mitochondrial large ribosomal subunit. Gene Ontology annotation, molecular function: structural constituent of ribosome. Gene Ontology annotation, biological process: mitochondrial translation. The record is from RefSeq and is a predicted model, not a curated record. Lineage: Eukaryota; Metazoa; Arthropoda; Insecta; Diptera; Tephritidae. The transcript is spliced from 3 exons.
CUAUAAGCAAUGUAAUCGCAAACAACUUGCAGCUGUAAAAUCACUUUUAGAAGGUUUAUGUGUAGCAGUUACUCUAAAACAAAUCAUCGUCUCCACUCUUCCACGAACCACCCUCACAGCAGCUGAUCCCAAGUUAUUCAAUAACAUCGAGGUUAGUUUUGUUGUUUCUGUGUUUAACAUCAUCGUUUGGAGAAGUUAGUUCAGGAAACAUAAAAAAUGUCCAAUAGCCAUAUAUUUCUUAAAUCUGGAUUUCCACGUGCGCCUCUUCAAAACGGUUUAGGCCGAUAUGUUUGCCAAUUGCAACGCGUUACAUUAAAAUUCUGUAAGAACAAUGGAUCCAGCCGGGGCAUGAGAGAUUUUAUCGAAAACCAUCUCAUUGACUUUGCCAAAGAAAACCCCGGCGUUGUGGUUUACGUAAAACCACGCCGCCACCGAGGGCCUGUGCUUGUUGGCGAAUAUUUAAAUGGUGAUCGCGAAUGGCUAAGCUGUCGCAAUGCCACCAAAGAUGACAUUUCCAAAUGGCUUGAGUUACUAAAAACUCAAAACGGCAGUUCCAGCUCACUACGUUUACGUAAAAUGUGGCAUACCGAUAUACCUUCUAUACAGGGUCCUUGGACGCCUUUUGCGCUCCGUACUCCAGAAGCUAAUUUUGAGACAUAUCCUAAUGCAGCCGCAUCGCGUCCACUUGACGUUGAACAAUCGGCAACGGAAAAACUUAUUGAAUUAUUUAAACAACAACGACUUGCCGAUCAAGGAAAAUCUGGGGACAAAGUUUUGGAAGAAAAACGUGCGGAAUAAGGGUUUCUCAUUAAUGAGGAUAUAAUUUAAGAUAAGAUUUAAUAUGUUGAACUGGAAAAAAAAUAAAAGUAACCGUUCAGUUGGGA